This is a messenger RNA of Lichtheimia ornata, 2310 nucleotides long. RefSeq lists its product as uncharacterized. Gene Ontology annotation, molecular function: pre-mRNA binding; U6 snRNA binding. Lineage: Eukaryota; Fungi; Mucoromycota; Mucoromycetes; Mucorales; Lichtheimiaceae. Gene Ontology annotation, cellular component: U2-type catalytic step 1 spliceosome; U2-type catalytic step 2 spliceosome; Prp19 complex. The record is from RefSeq and is a predicted model, not a curated record. Bases 1 to 2310 code for a protein of 769 amino acids. The transcript is spliced from 8 exons.
AUGGAAGCCCCUAUCUACGAUGAUGUCGAUUUGUCAUCCAAUGUCAACGACCACAAGUGGGAUAAGGAAGAUGUUUAUAUACACGGGGAAGAUCAAGAUGGCACUUCACAAGCAAAUCGACAAACCAAGACGUGGGCGAAUCAAGCAGCAGAUGACUUGGACAAGUGGGGAAAUCAGGUCGCAUAUAUCCACAAAUCCGUGGACCCAAACAAGGAUACAACUCAGAUCGUCAUCAAGUAUGUUGUCACGCCUACUAUGGAAGAUCAGCUACGAGAAGCAUUUAGCCGAUUUGGAGUCGUGAAGUAUGUCAACAUUGUACCAAACACGUUUCUUAAUUAUACAGCGACUGAUGUGGUCGAUAUCGACAAGGACGAGGAUAACAUAUCGGCCAUCGUCGUGGAGCAUAGUCGACAACGGCAUUGCUCUGGUACACUCAUUAUUGCAUCACGAGCCACUUGUGCCAGCCCUCAUUCUUUUCAUCCUACUGCAUUAUUACUUUCAAGACGUAAAAUGACGCCAUCUAGUCAAGCACAUCCUACUCUCACGACGACGAAUAAUCCACCCAUCAUCAAGCAUAAUUCAUCUGAAGCUGAGCCUGUGAAAAAGUCACGAUUCUCGCCAUCAUAUUAUGAUGUAUAUCCGAUGGCGAAUGGUGGGGGUUAUUCACCUGGGAAUGGUAUUUAUCAAUCGAACUCAUUUACAAGAUAUUCUGGCACCCAUUCCCCCUAUCCAAAUGUGAGCCAAUACUCGAGCAAUGGUACUCAAGCAACUGUAAUGAAUGGUCCACCAACUCCACAAUUUGUUCAAGGAUCGCUUGGACCAUCUUCACCUAUUACAUUGGCAUCCACUUUUUCAACACCGCAAUUCCAAAGUCCAGCUGCUUAUAUGCCAUCUCCUCAGCUUUCGCCAGCAUCUCAUCAAACAGCCAGAACAGUUUAUAUCGGCAAUAUUCCAACUGAUACUUCUAUAUCUGACAUCUUGGAUCACGUAAGAGUUGGUAAUAUCGAUUCUGUACGUCCGUUGCCAGAGAAAAACUGUGCUUUUAUCACAUUCGUCGAAGCAUCAUCAGCUGCACAGUUCUAUCACGAAGCAACGUCUAAGAAACUUAUUGUAAAUGGCGCUGAAUUAAGGAUUGGAUGGGGUCGACCAAGUUCUAUACCAGCCAACAUCCACGUGGCACUUCAAAACGGUGCGAGCCGAAACGUGUUUUUCGGUUCGCUUGAUGAUACUGUCACUGAACAAUAUCUCCGAGACAACUUAUUACGCUUUGGCCACAUUGAGCAUAUCAAGCUGAUCAAGGACAAGAACAUUGCCUUUGUACAUUUCCUUAGCACUUUUAAUGCUAUCAAAUGUGUCACUACACUACCAACUGAACCACAAUGGGCUUCACGUCGUAUCAACUAUGGCCGUGAUCGUUGCGCUCCAUUAUCUAAAUCUUCUUCCAACAUGGUCCUGGCUCAGCACCAUCCCAUGUUUUCACCAUCUACUGCCUAUCCUGUACGAUUCCCAUCAUAUGAUCCUUAUGCCGUCGCUGCUACUGUCGAAGCUUAUCCAACUGGAGCCCCUGCAACGUUGACAGGUUCAAACGUUGACCAAGCACCUUUGGUGGGAAUCGCCAACCGAACCAUCUAUCUGGGCAACAUACACCCUGACACUACCUGCGAAGAAAUUUGCAAUGUUAUCCGUGGUGGUAUCCUAAGCCAAAUUCGUUACUUACAGGAUAAACAUAUUGCAUUUAUCACUUUUGUGGACCCAGCCCUCGCCUUGCAUUUCUUUAAUCAAUCUAUAUAUCAUGGUCUUAUCAUCAAAAAUCGGCGGCUUAAAAUCGGAUGGGGCAAGGCAUCAGCAUUAUCCCCGGCUGUCAUCAGUGCCGUCCAGAAUGGUGGUUCACGCAAUGUAUAUCUUGGCAAUAUUGAUGAAACUAUUACCGAGGAGAAACUCAAGCAAGACUUUUCCGACUAUGGCGAAAUUGAACUUGUCAACACAUUGAAAGAGAAGAACUGCGCGUUUGUCAACUUUACUAGUAUUGCCGCUGCUGUUCGGGCAAUCGAAGGCAUCCGUGCAAAGGAGGAGUACAAGAAAUAUAGGAUCAACUAUGGGAAGGACCGAUGUGGUAAUCCCCCACGGGCUCAUCGAGCAGGACAGCGUAUGCCAGAUGCACCGUUUAUCACACCUAAUGUAACUUCAACCGACCUUGACGAAGCAGAUAUUGCAAAGGAGUCAGUGACAGCAACCGAAGCCCUCAUCAACGAUGACUCGCAUGGACAUGUUAAUGGCGUCUUACAAAAUGUCCUUGUUCCUAGUGGGUAG